Geosmithia morbida is the source of this 1344-nucleotide messenger RNA. Its product is annotated as glutamate N-acetyltransferase / amino-acid N-acetyltransferase. Gene Ontology annotation, biological process: L-arginine biosynthetic process; L-ornithine biosynthetic process. Gene Ontology annotation, molecular function: L-glutamate N-acetyltransferase activity, acting on acetyl-CoA as donor; L-glutamate N-acetyltransferase activity, acting on acetyl-L-ornithine as donor. The transcript is spliced from 2 exons. The coding region runs from base 1 to 1344 and encodes 447 amino acids. Gene Ontology annotation, cellular component: mitochondrial matrix. The record is from RefSeq and is a predicted model, not a curated record. Lineage: Eukaryota; Fungi; Ascomycota; Sordariomycetes; Hypocreales; Bionectriaceae.
AUGAAGCUCACACGGGCCUGCUACUCGGCCUCGUCGCUGAGCUCCAUCCCCCCAGCCAAGGUCAAGUACGUUCCGCAGUCGGGGACGUAUCCGCAGGGCUUCAGCGCCUCGGGCGUCUUCGUCGGCGUCAAGCCUGGAAACACGAGCAAGCCCGACCUGGCUCUCGUCACGUCGGACCGCCCCUGCUCCGCGGCCGCCGUCUUCACCAAGAACAAGUUCCAGGCCGCCCCCGUCACCUUCAGCCGCAAGGUUCUGCAGACAAAGGCCAACGCCGGCAUCCGCAGCGUCAUCAUCAACUCGGGCUGCGCCAAUGCCGUCACCGGCGUCGGAGGCCUCGAGGAUGCCGCCAAGAUGGCCAGCACCACUGACCAGCGCGUCGGGUCCGAGGACUCGACCCUCGUCAUGAGCACCGGUGUCAUCGGGCAGAGACUGCCCAUACAGAAAAUCAUCGACCACAUCCCCGUGGCCUACCAUCAGUCCGGCGACACCCACAAGCACUGGCUCAGCUGCGCCAAGGCCAUCUGCACGACCGACACCUUCCCCAAGCUCAUGUCGCGGACCUUUACGCUGCCGUCCUCCCCGGGUAUCGAGUACCGCCUGGCCGGCAUGACCAAGGGUGCCGGCAUGAUCGCCCCCAACAUGGCCACCCUCCUGACCGUCCUUGCCACCGACGCCCCCGUCUCCCCCGCCGUCAUGCCCCAGGUCCUCAAGCACGCCGUCGACCGGUCCUUCAACUCCAUCACCAUCGACGGCGACGCCUCGACCAACGACACGGUGGCGCUGCUGGCCAACGGCGCCGCCGGCGGCACGGAGGUCGCCUCGGAACGGUCGGCCGACUACGCUGCCCUACGCGACAUCGUCACCGACUUCUCGGCUGAUCUGGCCAAGUACGUCGUCCGCGACGGCGAGGGCGCCACCAAGUUCGUCACGAUCCGCGUCGUCGAGAGCGCCACCGAGGAGGCCGCGCGCGAGGUCGCCCGCUCCAUCGCCCGCUCCCCGCUGGUCAAGACGGCCCUGUACGGCCGCGACGCCAACUGGGGCCGCAUCCUCUGCGCCGCCGGCUACGCCCUCAUCACCCCUCCCGGCCAGCCCCAGAACGACGUCCCCGAGAUCGUCCCCGAGCGCACAAACGUCUCCUUCAUCCCCACCGACGGCUCACCCGAGCUGCGCCUCCUGGUCAACGGCGAGCCCGAGCAGGUUGACGAGGACCGCGCCAGCCAGAUCCUCCAGAUGGAGGACCUCGAGAUCGUCGUCAGGCUGGGCACCGGUGACAAGAGCACCACCCACUGGACCUGCGACUUUAGCCAUGACUACGUCACCAUCAACGGCGACUACAGGACGUAA